GAGGCGACCAGGAGUCCCGGCGUCGUGCCUCGGACCCCGGCCUCACCGCCGCCCCCCGCAGAGCGCCGCGGGCGGCGCCGGAGGCCGCAGCCGGCAGCGGCGGCGGCGCUGCUGCCAGAGCCGACGCCGAGCCAGAGCUCCCGCGCUUCGGCCCGCCAGAGCAGCAGCCCACGCCGGCUCGCGGGGAUGGGGCGGGAGGGCCCGUGGCGUCGCGGGCACCACCAAGCUUCAGCUUUGGCCCUGCCGCCAGCGGCGGCCCUGGCGAGGAUGGUGAGACAGGCCCGCGAGGUCCUCUGGCCAGAGGUCUCCCAGACGCCGCCGCCAGCUCUAUCCCUACCACGCCCGAUUUCGGUGGCUGGCCGCAGCAGCAAAGCGGGGACCGCCCUCCCCUUCAGCGCUACAAGACGUGGCCUGGCAGAACGAGCGCGCUGGAGCACGACCGCACGGACUCUGGGGAGCCCGACAAGGAGCCCGACGAGGGGGCUGCGGGGUCGCUGCAGCCCGCUGCGGGCUCCAGCUGGUCGGACCUCAGACUGGGCGGCGCCAGCUCCGUGGCGCCCAGGUUCGGGCUGGACUCCCCGGAGCUGGCCGAGGGCCUGGAGGACGACUCCGACGGCAGCCAGGGGCCAAUGGCCCAGCCCGUCUGGAGCCUCGGGGCUGGCGGCGAGCAGCGGGGCGCUGGCGACAGCCCGCCUCCUGAUGCUGCCGUGCACUCGCCCUGGCUGCACGUGGGGCCACCCGAGCCUGCAGAGGACUACGUGCGCCUCGAGGCGGAGAUCGAGAGCGUCCGCCACCGGGCGGUCGUUGCCGCCCUCGAGGCGGAGAUCGAGCGCCUCGGCCACAGUUGCGGCGAGCUGCGCGCGGAACUGCGCGGGCGGACGGGGCUCCUGGAGGGGUGCGAGCAGGAGCUCCAGACGGCGCGCAGCGAGCUCAGGGAGCGGAGGGACUGGCAGUCGCCGCAGCAGCUCUGGCGCGUUGUGGACACGCGGGAGCAGAGGGCCGUGGCGGCGGAGAAGGAGGCGCUCGUGCUCCGCGCGGAGCUCCGCGAGGCCACGCUGGCGCCCCGCGCGGCCGCGCCCAGCGCGCCGCUCUCGCCAGAGCUGCAGGAGCCUGCCUGCGAGCCGCCUUCGUGCGAAGGCCUACCUGGUCUGGAGCAGCCUGGAGCGUGGUGGGACCAUUGUGUGGGCCUGCAGGAGGAGGCCCGCGGCGAGCUGGAGGACAUCGCCCAGCACGUGCGAGACGCGUCUGCAGAGCUCGCGGCCUCGCGCGCCGAGUGUGCCGAUGCGAGCGCCCGCCACGAGGAGUCCGCGGCCGACCUGCACUUCCGCCUGGUGGGCUCCUAUGGCCGGCACAGUGACGCCGAGGCCGCGGCGCAGGCUGCUCAGGCCAGGCUGGAGGAGGAGCUGGUGGAGGUUCGCGAAGAGUGCCAGGCCAUCGAGACCGCCCUCAGGGAUGAGCUGUCGGCCGCGCGCGAGCAGCGCCAGGCCGUGGAGGCGGCCCUGCGAGCGGACCUGGCGGAGGCCAGCGCCACCCUCAGGGGCGAGCUGUUGGCCGCGCGCGAGCAGCAGCUGGCCGUGGAGGCGGCCUUGCGAGCGGACCUGGCAGAGGCCAGCGGCGCCCUCAGGGGCGAGCUGUCGGCCGCGCGCGAGCAGCAACUGGCCGUGGAGGUGGCCCUGCGAUCGGACCUGGCGGAGGCCAGCGAGCAGCAUCGGACCGAGCUGGGCGUCCUGCGAGAAGAGCUGGCCGACGCCUCAAAGGAGCUCCGCGCCGCGGAGGCGGCGCUGCCGAGGCUGCUGUCAGAUGCAAGCCAGCAGCGCCAUGCCACGGAGGCUGACUUGCAAGAGUUGCGACUGGAGCUGGCGGUCGCCGGCGAAGGGCGGCAGGCUGCAGAGGAGGCGCAGGAGUGCGAGCUGGCCGAAGCGCACAGGCGGCACGGCGUGGCGGAGGCUGUGCUGAGGGGGGAGCUGGCGGAAGCGCGGGAGCAGCACAAGCAGCUCUCGACCGCGGCUGCAGCUGGGCGCGCGGCCGCCGCGCACCAGCAGACAGAGCUGGCAGCCGCGCGCCGCGCGCUGACGGCCGCGCGCAGCGAGGUCGAGGAGGCCUGCCAGCGGGAGGAGAGCGUCGGCGACCUGCUGGCCACGCUGGCGACCACCAGGCGGCAGCUCUCGCGUGCCCGCGCCGCCGAGUUCGGGGCCGCCGCGGAGAGCCGCGUUGGUCUGCAGGAGGCGAAGGGUGCACUGGAAGCGGCCCGCUUUGGCGAGAGCAGGCUGGAGGAAGACCUCGCCACCGCGCUCGCGCAGCGCCGCGACGCGCUGGCGGCGUCGGAGAGCGCACAGCGCGCUAGCUGGGGCCUGGGGCGCGACCUCGCGGAGGCGAGCGAGGAACUGGGCCGGGAGAGGUCCGCCCUGUGGGCCGCGCGGUCGGGCCUCGGCCUGUCGGAGGCUCGGCUGGCGGAGCUGGAGCAGGAGCUGGGCUCGGAGAGGGUCGCCCUGAGGGACACGCGCGCGGACCUGAGCAGGUCGGAGGCGGCCGCCGCGGAGGCGCGGACGGAGCUGGGCCGUGCGAGUGCUGCCUUGGAGGCCUCGCGGGCGGACCGGGAGGAGUGCCGGGUCCUGCUUGUCGCCGCGGGCGAGGAGAGGGAGGAGAUGGGGCGGGCACUCCAUGCAACCCAGGCGAGCCUGCUGGGGUCGGAGCAGAUCUCGGAAGAGAUGGGUCGGAGCCUGCAGGUGCUCUCGGAGGCCCGGGAGGAGUUGCAGGCAGCCCAAGUGCGCAGCGACGACGAGGCGAGGGGCGAGCUGGACCACGAGGGUGCCGCUCUCCAGGUGGCCCGCGCGGAGCUGCAUGAGGCGAUGGCGCAGCUGCGGAACGCCGGCAAUGCCGCUGUCCGCGAUGUCCUCCUUGCUGCGCAGCAGGCCGAGGAAGAGCGCGACGUGCUCAGCACGGAGUGCGAGGAGGCCGCCUCGCGCGCGAGGCGGGCGGAGCAGCAGCUGGAGGAGACGAACGGCCGCCUGGAGCAGACGACUUUGGAGCUGCUGGCAGAACUGGAGGCGGAGCGGCUCGCCUCGGCGCGGGGCGCCCAGGCCGCCCUCGAGGAGAGGGCCGUGGCCGCGGUCUCCGCCGCCGCGGCCGAGGCGUCCGCGGCGGAGUGCGCGCGCCUGCGCGCCGAAAUGGCCUCGGAGCGCGGGCGCCUGACAGAGGAGGCCACCACCGAGGCCGAGGCGGUGCAGCAGGUGCGGGACGUCCUCCUGAUCAGCACGGAGUGCGAGGAGGCCGCCUCGCGCUCGAGGCGGGCGGAGCAGCAGCUGGAGGAGACGAACGGCCGCCUGGAGCAGACGACUUUGGAGCUGCUGGCAGAACUGGAGGCGGAGCGGCUCGCCUCGGCGCGGGGCGCCCAGGCCGCCCUCGAUGAGAGGGCCGUGGCCGCGGUCUCCGCCGCUGCGGCCGAGGCGUCCGCGGAGGAGUGCGCGCGCCUGCACGCCGAGGUGGCCUUAGAGCGCGGGCGCCUGACGGAGGAGGCCACCACCGAGGCCGAGGCGGUGCAGCAGGUGCGGGGCGCCCUCGUGAAGGCGCAGCAGACUGAGAGAGAGCGCAAGGUGCUCCGUGCGGAGUGCGAGGAGGCCGCCUCGCGCGCGAGGCGGGCGGAGCAGCAGCUGGAGGAGACGAACGGCCGCCUGGAGCAGACGACUUUGGAGCUGCUGGCAGAACUGGAGGCGGAGCGGCUCGCCUCGGCGCGGGGCGCCCAGGCCGCCCUCGAGGAGAGGGCCGUGGCCGCGGUCUCCGCCGCCGCGGCCGAGGCGUCCGCGGAGGAGUGCGCGCGCCUGCACGCCGAGGUGGCCUUAGAGCGCGGGCGGCUGACGGACGAGGUGUCCGCCGAGGCCGAGGCGGUGAAGCAGGUCGAGCGCUAUGCUGGCAAGGCGAUGGAGGCCGCGAGCGAGGUAUGCGAGCGGCGCGUGGCCGCCGCGGAGGCGGCGGCCCGCGACGCGGGGCGGCGGAGCGCCGCGGCGGAGGCGGCGGCGGCGGCGCAGCGGGCGCGGGCGGCGGCGGAGAUGGCGCAGCUCUCCAGGCGUCUUGAGAGCGAGCUGGGCGCCUACAGGGACGAGGGGCGUGCGCAGCGCCACCGGGCGGAGCAGCUGCAGCAGGAGGCGCGGGGGGCCGCGGCGGCCGAGCUGGCCGAGGCGUGCUCGCUGGGGGAGCUGCGGGCCUCCCUGGAGCAGGAGCGGCUCGAGGUCGAGCAGCUCCGGCGCGAGGCACGGCAGGCGCGCGAGGCGGAGGCGGAGGCGCAGGCGCAGCUCCGGCGCCAGGUGGGCGAGGCGCGCGAGGCGCACCAGGCGCGCGAGGCACGGGCGGCGCUCGAGGCAGAGGCUCGCGAGGCGCACGCGGCGGAGGCGGCUGGGCAGCCGAGGCGCGAGGCGCGCGAGGCGCGCGAGGCGCGCGGGGCGCGCGAUGCCGAGGCGGAGGCGGUUGCGCAGCUCCGGCGCGAGGCGCGGGAGGCGCGCGAGGCGGUGGCGGAGGCGCGGCUCGAGGCCGACCGCCUCCAGCGCGAGGCGCGAGGACAGCUCGAGGCCCGCGCGGCGCGCGAGGCGCAGCACACGGCCCGGGCGCGCGGCGCGUCCGAGGCUGGGGAGGCGCCCGAGGCUGGCGCUGCGGCGCGCGAGGCGCGCGAGGCGGAGGCCGAGGCGGAGGGGCCGCUCGGGCGCGAGGCGCGCGCGACGCGCGAGGUGGGCCCGCGGGAUGGCAGGGGGGAGGAGGGCCGCUCGGACGAGUCAGCGGGCCCCGCUGGCUCCAGCCCAGGCGGGCUCGACGUGGACCAGCUCAGCGCGCGAGGCAAGCACUGCGACAGCUACGGCGAGCGCACCUGCGCCGACGACGAGGUGCUGGACCUCAUGGGGGCCAACGACAUCCCCUCCGAGGAGUUCGGGAAGUGGACCUCCAAGGGCACCGGCACGUACCUGGAGGGCGGCAUGGAGGCCGGCAGCAUGCUGGUGAACCAGCGCUUCUGCCCGCGCACUGUGGGCGGGCGCACCUGGACCCCUUUCGGUACGGGCUCCAUCUGCACCUCCCGCGGGCCCGGGGACCCAGAGUUCGCGAGCCCGCCGUCCGUGGUGCUGGCGCUGGGCCUGGCCUCGGAGCCGAUCCGCCCCGGCUUCCUUCUGGCCUCGCGGGAGGGGAGCCCGGCGUCGGCGGCGAAGGGGAUCGCGGACGGGUUCGGCUGCUCCUGCGCAGGCCUGCCCGAGUGCCUCCCGGGCUGCUGCGCCGAGGGCGCGCCGAGCGCCUGCCUCGCCGACGUCCCGACGAAGGAGGACCUCGUCGGGGCGGAUGAGCACGGCAACCUGUUGGGUAUCAGGGCGCUGAAAAUCGGCGGCCGGGAGCUCUACACCGCGUCUCGCCGCAUCGAGCUGCCCGUCCGCACGAACCAGAUUCUCCUGCAGAUCCCGGCACAGCUCCGGCUCAUUCACCCUGUCGUCACCUGCCUCGUGGGUGGCAUGCUUUCCUUCGGCGCGGUGUUCACAGAGUUGUUCUUCAUCAUGUCGUCCAUGUGGCAGCACCAGUUUUACUCCUUCUUCGGGCUCUUCGCGCUGAGCGGCUGCGGCGGUCUUGCCGAUCCUGCCCCGGCGUCGGCUGGGCCCUGCCCGUCGUCGAACUCGUCAGAAUUCCAGCAAACCGCUGGAGGUGAGAGGUUACCCAUCAACGGCUACGCCCCAGAAGUCGCUGGAUUUAAGCAGUUCUGGCGGAUGGGCGACCAGGCGAAGGUCCUGACGUGCUUUGCCAGCCUCUGCAACGGCGUCGACGUGACUGUUGCCGGCUACCUCCGGCGGCUCAACCAGGAACGGGGUGAACUGUUUGACGUGUUCGGCGCGAUGCUCGGUAUGCUGCGGGCGGGCAGUCCCAUGAUACUCUGCGCCGGAGUUUUCUUUGAGGUGUCGCUCGGUAAUCAGGGCGAAAUUGGGGCUGGGGCGGUUUCCGUGCGUGUCGCCGCGGACCAGUUAGUGGAUGUCUUCAUUCAGCUCGCGGGCGGUUUCGCUGUCUUCCAUGAGCAGUGCGAGGUGGCCGGAGGUAUCGCCGAGGGCCAAUGGCAAGCUGAGGGCGCCGGAGGUAUCGCCGAGGGUUUGCUGGUAUAA
This is a messenger RNA of Prorocentrum cordatum, 6119 nucleotides long. Lineage: Eukaryota; Dinophyceae; Prorocentrales; Prorocentraceae. The record is from the annotation of a GenBank genome assembly.